AUAACAAGUUAUGCCUUCCGACCUAUUUUUAUAUGUUAAUGUCCACAUUAGCUUGACAUACAGCUCAAGUUAUUUACAGAUUCAUACAGCGAAUCGGGGAAUUUUCUAAAGAUGCUUGGUCAGUCCAUGAACCGCGGAACUAUACUGUUAUGCAGACAAUUCUCGUCUUUUCUUGUUAAUAUAUAAGCUAGAGGACGUCUACAUAUAUUUCAUAAGUUGUUUUGUGAAGAAUUGAGCCUUCUUGGUGUUCUUUAAACUUCAUUCACCAAACCAGAAAUUACAGUUCCUUUUUGGGUGGUCUGGAAUCAUCAGCAUUGUUUUGCAACUUUGCAGAUCACCAAGUUGAUAAGCAAAGAUGGCGGAUAGUUUCCAUCAGCCAUCUGUAAUUCAGAAAAUGCAGGGGAGAUUCUAUGUUUGUGCUCAACCAUCUCCUUACAUGCAUCGUAGAAAUGCUAGCAUAGAAAAUUUUACGGGUGGAUAUGUCAAUGGUGGUCUCGGAAGCCCUUGCUUCCCAGCCUCCCAAGUUACUGGUCUCGGAAGCCCUUGCUUCCCAGCCUCCCAAGUUACUGGACUCCAUCAUGUAUCGCAAGUGUCCCCUGUUCUGAUCCCUUCAGCAAAAGAGACGGGCUUUUCUAGCUUUAUGGUGGAUUUCCUCAUGGGAGGGGUUUCAGGUGCUGUGUCAAAAACUGCUACUGCUCCUAUUGAGAGAGUUAAGCUUUUAAUUCAGAAUCAGGAGGAGAUGAUCAAAGCCGGACGCCUGACUGAGCGAUACAAGGGAAUUACUGAUUGCUUUGCUCGGACAGUCAAGGAUGAAGGCGUCCUUUCUCUUUGGAGAGGCAACAAUACAAAUGUUAUCAGAUACUUCCCCACUCAGGCCCUAAAUUUUGCUUUCAAAGACCAUUUUAAGAAGAUGUUUAACUUCAAGAAAGACAAGGAUGGCUACUGGAAGUGGUUCGCAGGGAAUUUGGCAUCCGGUGCUUUAGCUGGUGCUACAUCUCAGCUCUUUGUCUACUCCCUGGAUUAUGCCCGGACGCGUCUGACGAAUGAUGCCAAGGCAGUUACAAAGGGCGGCGAGAGGCAAUUUAAUGGUUUAAUUGAUGUUUAUAGGAAAACAAUCCGAUCUGAUGGCAUUGCAGGGCUUUAUCGGGGAUUCAACACUUCACUUGCUGGAAUCAUCGUCUAUCGCGGCCUAUACUUUGGACUCUAUGAUUCACUCAAACCUGUUGUCCUUGUUGGUGAUUUGCAGGAUAGUUUCUUUGCUAGCUUCCUGCUUGGAUGGGGUGUAACCAAUGGCGCUGGAUUGGCUUCCUAUCCAUUUGACACGGUGCGUCGAAGAAUGAUGAUGACCUCCGGUGAGGCUGUCAAGUACAAGGGCUCGGUGGACGCAUUUGCUCAGAUCAUCAAGAAUGAGGGUGCCAAAUCCCUGUUCAGAGGUGCUGGAGCCAACAUCCUGCGUGCUAUUGCAGGUGCUGGGGUCUUAGCAGGUUACGACAAAUUGCAGCUCAUUUACUUCGGCAAGAAAUAUUGAUCUGGUGGUGGUUAAAUUCGACAUCGGCGGUGGUGAUGAUGAUGACGAGAAAACUUCUAUGAUGAUUGUGUAGGUGGUUGACAUCCUCGUGUAUCUCAGGAAAAUUCAGUUCACAGGAAAAUGUAAUAUCAAUACCUGUUUUUAGAGUUAUUGAACCAUUUAUUUGAAGACAUGUUACCUGGGCUCCAGACCCAGGCACCUAGAGUGAUUUUCAGAAGAAAGAACUGCAAGUUUUUGUAUUUAUAUGUUGUGAUAUUGGAAUUUGAUCUUGCUCUUCUA
Coffea arabica (coffee) is the source of this 1807-nucleotide messenger RNA. RefSeq names its product ADP,ATP carrier protein. NCBI's taxonomy places the organism in Eukaryota, Viridiplantae, Streptophyta, Magnoliopsida, Gentianales, Rubiaceae. Gene Ontology annotation, molecular function: ATP:ADP antiporter activity. Gene Ontology annotation, biological process: mitochondrial ATP transmembrane transport; mitochondrial ADP transmembrane transport. Gene Ontology annotation, cellular component: mitochondrial inner membrane. The record is from RefSeq and is a predicted model, not a curated record.